AUGCCGCUCUCGCUGACACCGGUGCGAGCCAACCUGGAGGCGCUUCCACACAAAACUCAAAAGCACAACUAUUCGCAGACCUACGUCACGCAAGGGCCAGAGAGAGAGUCGACGACCGUCGCCUCGGACUGGCUCGCGAACGAGCUGGCCGAGCACGGAGAGAUUGAUGCGGCAUGCCGCGACAAAUAUGUCAUGCACCUGAUGACGGCCGCCGGCGCCUCGGCGCCGGCCGACGCCGUGUUCAGGUUCACGGCUGGCGAGGCGAUGCAGACCGAGGACGACGACGAGGACACCGACCGCUCCGAGGAGUAUUCCGACGACAAGGCGUCCGACUAG
This is a messenger RNA of Emiliania huxleyi CCMP1516, 336 nucleotides long. RefSeq lists its product as hypothetical. The coding region runs from base 1 to 336 and encodes 111 amino acids. Lineage: Eukaryota; Haptophyta; Isochrysidales; Noelaerhabdaceae. The transcript has 2 exons. The record is from RefSeq and is a predicted model, not a curated record.